AUGAAGAGCGUUGAUGAAUAUUAUGGAGUUGAUGAAUAUUAUGGAGUUGAUGAAUAUUAUGGAGUUGAUGAAUAUUAUGGAUGGAGAUUUCGAGUGAAUGUUCUUGGAAGAGCCAAAACGGCGGAUGCAUUCAUUUGUAACAAUCAAUCUUCAUCGUGUAUUGAAGUCACAGUAAGUGCAGAACGCACUUUACAACAAUCAGGGUCUUCAUGGUUGUAUCAGAUGGCAUCGGAAGACCAUUCAGAAGAUGAAAUAACAAUCAGGCGUGAGAUGCUGCGGUCUGACACGGGAGUCCAUACCCUCUGGAAAAUAGACGGGCAUAAAUCAACAACAGAAGACGUCAUUCGUCUUCAGCAAGAACUCAAUCUACAGGUUGACUCACUCGUUAGCUUUCUUCCACAAGAUCGUGUUAACGAAUUCUCCUCAUUGAAUGGCCGUCCAUUAUUGGAGUGUGUAUUACAAGCUGUUAAUAGGGACGAAGCGACGCUAUUGAAACAACUUGAAAAAAACCGGCAUCAUUUUGAAAGAAUCCUUACAGAGUGGAAGGACAGUGUCAUGGAAUUAAAAUCUCAACUUGCAGAUGAGGAAACAAGACUGGAAAGUCGCAAGCCUUCCCGCGAUCAAGUGAAAAAUGAAAGAGAUUUGGAGUGUUUUUUAAAAGAGCAGGACAAACAGAGACAAGACGCUCAUAAGAUUGAAGAAAAACUUCUUGAUAGAAAAAGAAGUCUCACAACAAUGCGUCAAAGAGCAUUAAGGGAGCGAGAGCAGUUGACAAAAUCAAAGUCCCAAUCUGUGUGGUAA
This is a messenger RNA of Condylostylus longicornis, 801 nucleotides long. RefSeq lists its product as uncharacterized. The record is from RefSeq and is a predicted model, not a curated record. Gene Ontology annotation, biological process: double-strand break repair via homologous recombination. The transcript is spliced from 8 exons. Gene Ontology annotation, molecular function: ATP binding; ATP hydrolysis activity. Gene Ontology annotation, cellular component: Smc5-Smc6 complex. Lineage: Eukaryota; Metazoa; Arthropoda; Insecta; Diptera; Dolichopodidae. The coding region runs from base 1 to 801 and encodes 266 amino acids.